Puccinia graminis f. sp. tritici CRL 75-36-700-3 is the source of this 918-nucleotide messenger RNA. RefSeq lists its product as uncharacterized. The record is from RefSeq and is a predicted model, not a curated record. Bases 1 to 753 code for a protein of 250 amino acids. Lineage: Eukaryota; Fungi; Basidiomycota; Pucciniomycetes; Pucciniales; Pucciniaceae. The transcript is spliced from 3 exons.
AUGGAUCAUAAAGCUAUAAUGGAGAUGUUCGACAUCUACAUGGGCGCGCGCAGAUCUGAAUCCCAACAGCAGCCAGCACGCCCCAGCCGUUCAGAACGUCAUCGCGCCCGCCGAGAAGCUCAUGCACGCAACCCACCAGCACUCUCUUUCCAUGAGGCAUGGAAUGCCCCUCUUGUUCAGGAUGCGACUGCUCCAAUCCCACAAGCAGCUCCUGCUCCGACCCCACAAUCAGCCCUUGCCCAGACCCCGCAAGUAGCUCCUGACCAGACCGCGCAAGCAGCUCCUGUUCAGACCCGGCAAGCAGCUCCUGUUCAGACCCCAGCAGCAACUUCUUCCCCUGACGAGUCGGUUGCCACCCUUCGGGCCAAGCACCGGCCAAAAGGAGAGAAGCUCCCUUUUGUAGAACCUCAAGCGAAGAUGUCUACCCUCCAUGACCUGAGGGCCUCGUGGUUUUCAUGUCCCACUGCUCACCCCGGAGGAAUUCGCCACCCUAGGGUCCUCACCCUCAUCGGCCGUGACGACAUGGUACCUGCGCAACAGCGAGGUACCCUUCCCAGGCCCACUGCAGCUUCCCAAGUGGUAUUGCCCAGGAGGGCACGUCGGCACACCCCGCGCCGAAUGCCACGACCUCCUCAGGCUCAACCCAGGCAAGCCGCACAAGCACAGCAAGCCAGGCGAAGUAGACGAACCCAGCCUUACGCCAACAGCAGGCGCCUCAGCCUAUUUGGGCUCAGAAUGCAAAGACCAAAUUGAAUUUUAAUCGACCAAGGAUUAUAUUAUUUACUCUCUUCACCAGAUGUCUUUUUGCUAUGCCCAAAAUCUUGUACCCUCAUAUGCUCGAUAUGCUUCUUGAAAUUUAUUUUUUUCAUUCAUCGUUAAUAACCUUGUCCUUGAGUCAAUUUGCUUGCUGGAUUAAGU